AUGCUGAGCAAGACUAAAGGGAAUGGGCAAGACUUCAUUAAUGAAGUUGCGACUAUUGGAAGGAUUCAUCACAUUAAUGUUGUGCGACUAAUUGGAUUCUGUGCAGAGGGAUCAAAGAGGGCUCUUCUAUAUGAAUUCAUGCCUAAUGGAUCUCUGGAUAAGUAUAUAUUUGCUCAAGAUUCUAACAGCAACAAUCUAAGCUGGGACAAGUCGUAUGAGAUUGCCAUAGCUAUUGCUCGUGGGAUUGAAUAUCUACAUCGAGGUUGUGAUAUGCAGAUUUUUCAUUUUGAAAUCAAGCCCCACAACAUUCUUCUUGAUGAGAAUUUUACUCCAAAAGUUUCAGACUUUGGGCUUGCAAAAUUAUAUCCAACCGAUGAUAGUAUUGUAUCUGUAACUGCUGUACAAGGAACAAUAGGGUACAUAGCUCCUGAACUAUUUUACAGAAACUAUGGGGGUGUUUCAUAG
Messenger RNA from Macadamia integrifolia, 465 nucleotides. RefSeq names its product rust resistance kinase Lr10-like. Lineage: Eukaryota; Viridiplantae; Streptophyta; Magnoliopsida; Proteales; Proteaceae. Gene Ontology annotation, biological process: protein phosphorylation. The record is from RefSeq and is a predicted model, not a curated record. Bases 1 to 465 code for a protein of 154 amino acids. The transcript has a single exon. Gene Ontology annotation, molecular function: protein kinase activity; ATP binding.